Lactuca saligna is the source of this 1424-nucleotide messenger RNA. The record is from the annotation of a GenBank genome assembly. Lineage: Eukaryota; Viridiplantae; Streptophyta; Magnoliopsida; Asterales; Asteraceae.
AUUCUUUGUUCUUCUAAUCGUUUUUUUCUUCCUCUUUUUUGAUUCUUUGUUCUCGAAUUGGUUGUUAAACCAUAAUUUCCCAUGGGUUAACAUCUCUUUUUUGAGAGUCGUAGAAAGAAAUAGAGAAUAAGGUUGAUAACUUUAUUCCCUCAGUCGAAGAAUACUACUGUUCUUGUUCUUGAACCAGUGAUCAAUUACAUUGUUACAAUUAAGUAAUUAACCCAUAAACUAUAAUCUGCCAAAAAGAUUUGAUUUUGAUAUGGGUGGCUGUUUUUCAUCGAACCAAGAAGCGAAUGAUGCAAAGCAAUUGCCAACGAAUUGGGAAAAGGGUUCAUACCCUCAUCAUCCCAGCAUACUUAUUUCUGCUUUGUGUAGAUGAAUUUAAAUUUGGUGAUAAUCUGGAUCAUAAGGGCAUAACAUUCACAAAAGAUGGAGAAACAGCACAUGGUGUUGUACAAUUUACUUUUCGUGAGCUUGCUACUGCAACUAAGAAUUUUUGUAUAGAGAGUUUUAUGGGAGAAGAUGAUUUCGGGUGUGUUUACAAAGGUCGUUUGGAAAGAAGCGGACAGGUGGUUUCAGUGCAGCAUCGUCAUCGAAUCUGUGAUCAAGGAAUCAUAGAGUUUUUUAAAGAGGUUAUGAAGCUUAGCCUUUUUCAUCAUGCAAAUCUUGUAAACUUGAUCGGUUAUUGUACUUAUGGAGACCACCUUCUCCUUGUUCACAAGUUUGUGCCUUUGGGAUCACUCAAAGAUCAUUUACAUGAUCUUUUGCCAGAUCAAAAACCAUUAGACUGGAACACAAGGAUGAAGAUUGCAGUUGGUGUAGCCAAGGGUUUGGAAUAUCUUCAUAAAACAUCAAAUCCCUCUGUUGUAUACAGAGACCUAAAACCAUCGAACAUUCUUCUUGAUGAAGGAUACCAACCAAAAUUGUCAAAUUUUAAGCUUGGAAAACACACUCCAUUUGACAAUUUAACCUCAUGCCCUUCUUUUAGGGUAGAUGGAACAUAUACCCAUUGUGCCCCUGAAGGUCCGAUAAUCUUUGAUUCAGAUGUGUAUAGUUUUGGACUCAUUUUCCUUGAACUCAUCACAGGUCGAAAAGUCAUUGACUACACCCGACCUUAUGAAGAACAGUGUCUUGUUUAUUGGGCACGGCCACUUUUGAAAGAUAGGAAAAAGUAUGCGGAAAUGGCGGAUCCAUUGCUGGAAGGGCGAUAUCCACCGAAAAGACUUAAAGAAGCACUUGUUGUUGCAGCAAUGUGUAUUCAGGAAGGGAUUGCUGCAAGGCCUGACAUUAGUUCUGUUGUGGCUGCUUUAACAUAUAUAGCUUCAUCAACUUACGACCCUAAUGCCUAAGUGUCAAAACAGAAACGAAGAUUGUGGGUUGUGGGUUUGACUUAAUGUACUUAACAGGGCAUGUAAGGUUGUAAG